CCUCACUCAAAGACGUGGCUCUUAGGCAGGCACCACAGAGCCAAAGCUCCUCUCUUUUGAACCACAUUCAAGGCAAUUAGAGACCAGGAUUAAGCAAACGCCCAACACCAGCAUCCUCAGCAGUGAGAGGAAUUAUCGCAGCUGGCCAGGGCACGGAGCGGCUGCGAGGCCAGGCAGCCAGGUUGUCCCACUGAGGAAAUCUCCGCGCUCCGCUUGCUGAGGUCCCGCAGAGAGGAAGAACCUGCACCCAGCAGCAAUGGGCUCUCAGGGGCGACUCUUUUGGGCUGUUCUGGGCUAUUUGGUCUGCUGUUGUUCCCCUGGGGUGGAGGCACAGUUCCCCCGUGUCUGUAUGACGGUAGAGGCCCUUCGGUUGAAGCAAUGCUGCCCGGCGUUGGGGCUGGAGCCAGGCAACGUGUGCGGAAUCCUGCAGGGCAAGGGGCAGUGUCAGGGGGUGCACGUGGAUGCUCAGCCGUGGAGUGGCCCCUACACCCUUCGAAAUGUGGACGACCGGGAACGAUGGCCCCUCAAGUUCUUCAAUCAGAGCUGUCAGUGCACAGGAAACUUUGCUGGCUAUAACUGUGGUGACUGCAAGUUUGGCUGGACUGGCCCUGAUUGCAACGAGAGGAAGCCACCAGUUGUCAGGAAGAACAUUCAUUCCUUGACUGCAGAGGAGAGAGAGCAGUUCUUUGAUGCGUUACAUCGUGCAAAGACUACCACUCAUCCAGACUACGUAAUUGCAACUCAACACUGGAUGAGUCUGCUUGGUCCCACUGGAAAUGAACCACAAAUUGCAAACUGUAGUGUCUAUAACUACUUCGUUUGGCUUCAUUACUACUCGGUCAGAGACACACUAUUAGGACCUGGCCGCCCUUUCACAGCUAUCGAUUUCUCACAUCAAGGACCUGCCUUUGUUACUUGGCAUAGGUACCAUUUGCUGUUGCUGGAAAGAGAUCUACAGCGACUGAUUGGCAAUGAGUCCUUUGCGUUGCCCUACUGGGAUUUUGCCACAGGUAGAAAUGAGUGUGAUGUGUGCACGGAUCAGCUCUUUGGAGCAUCCCGACCAGAUGACCCAAGCCUGAUCAGCCCGAACUCCAGAUUCUCCCUCUGGCAAAUAGUUUGUAGCAGUUUGGAUGAUUACAACCGCCUGGUCACGCUGUGCAAUGGGACGGACGAAGGGCCGCUGCGGAGGGGGCCACCGAGGAGCUCCGGCAGGCAGCUGCCUACCUUGGAGGACGUCAGGAACUGCCUUUCCCUGCAGGAGUUUGACAGCCCGCCAUUUUUUCGAAAUUCCAGUUUCAGUUUCAGGAAUGCACUGGAAGGGUUCAAUAAACCAGAUGGUACCUUGAACUCGUCAAUGCUGAGUCUUCACAAUUUGGCUCAUGCUUUCCUCAAUGGGACCAGUGUUCUCCCUCAUGCGGCCGCCAAUGAUCCCAUCUUUGUGGUUCUUCACUCCUUUACUGAUGCCAUCUUUGAUGAAUGGAUGAAAAGGUUCAGCCCUCCUGACAACACCUGGCCUGAGGAGCUGGCCCCGAUCGGUCACAACAGACUGUAUAACAUGGUCCCUUUUUUCCCUCCUGUGACCAAUGACCAACUCUUCCUCACUGCAGAGCAGCUUGGCUACACCUAUGCCAUUGACCUGCCAGGUUUGCUUGAAGAAACUCAAGCCUGGGCUAUCAUGGUUGGAGCCACACUUGGAGGAGCGCUUAUAGCUCUGGUCCUGCUAGUUCUGCUGCUUGUAUUUUUUCAACACCAAAGACAGAGAAAGGGGUUUGAACCACUGGUGAAUGUGAGCUUCAGCCCAAAAAAGUACAUGGAAGAGGCCUAGUGCCUUGGCUUUGUUUUCUUGGUUAUUCUUGUAGGACGUGACCUUGACUAGUUUAUUCAGAUCUUAGUUGAGUUUUUAGCUACCCACUUAUCACACACUCCUUUGGCAGCUAAGUAUAUUGUUCUCAUUCAUUUUUUCCCCAUUAUCUUGUGAAUUGUGAUAGAUAAAGUCUCUGGGUACCUAUGUGUAACACCCCAGAUAGGCCAAAGUUUUCUCAUUUCCAAAGAUUAUCUGGAGUGUGUGAUACAUGUUCUCUGUAGAUUUAGAUCAAGACAGCUAAGAAUCUGAACAAGAAGAAAAACAACUUGAAUGAUCAAUAAGCAAGAUGAUUUUUCAACUCAAUGUGUUUUUGAUUUUAUUUAACAGCUCUGAGAUGUGCAGAAUGCCAUUAUCUCUACAUGUAUCAGAUCAUUUUACAGCAGAUCAUUUUACAGUUCUCAAUCAACAUUCUGAAUAAAUGAUGUAGACUUUUUUUAUGGUUCCAAAUCUUUCAUGCAGUUUGAUGAGAUAAGAGGGAAGAAGAGAGUUCAGCUUGACAGAAUACUCUAAGAAACCUCUGGUUAGAUUAUUUCAGAAGUACGAUCACUUCCAUAUGUUAUUUCUGAUCAAGCUGAUGGUGAAACUCCCAAAUCAGUUUUCCCUGUAGUUCGAUUAAGAGCAGAGGUUCCCUUACAGCUAAAUUUACACUUCUGUUUUAUAUCUGUGUUAAGGACCUGUGGCAGAAGCUGAACAUGAAGCUUGUCCCAUUCUCUUUUGGCUCUGCUGCACAGUUUUGUGGUAUGUAUGGAAAGGAAAGGGAGGCUCAAAAAUAGAUAAAGUGGUACUAAAUUCAGAGAAAAGAGGAAGUUUUCCAGUGGUGGGAAAUGUUCCAGGUAGCAGAGAAGUAGGAAUGAGUGUGUAUAUAGGGAAAGAGCAGCUGUCAGAUAGGAAGUAGGCAGGAAAACAGAGGUACCUUUUCAGAAAAGAUUCCCCCACUGUUUAGGGCAAAUGUUGGUCACAGUAUAAAGCAGUUACCUUCAGUGUCUUCCUGGUAUUCAAGCUGCGGCUCUUCCUGAGCUGCAUAAUAAUCACAGCCAUUAUUGAUUGUAUCUAUAGCUAUAUCCAUUCACAUAAUAUAAAAGGACAAACUAUUUUGCACACCCAAAAGUUAGUUAAAUGCUUGGUGAAGAAAAGUUUAUUCUAAUUAUUUUCUCAUAGGACUCCUUUACUAACCAAUCCACCUGGCAACCCAAAUUUCCUGCUAAACUUGGGUAGCUGCUGCUUUAGAUUUGGUGAUAUAGAUAACCCUGCAUUAGUGGUUUAGGAAAAUAUGAGUAUUAAAAAGAUUCCUUGCAGAAAAGAAUCUAGAAUCUAUCUAAAUAUUUCCCAAAGUUUGGGACCCCGGACUCAAGGUAACAAGGCUGAGAUAUCUUGAAUUACUCAAGUCUGCAGAUAGGGGAGCAGGUCUGGAUAUGGCACUCCCUAGACCUCUGUCUUAAAUAUUCCAUUAUAAAUGCCAUUUAAACAGAAUUUGCACCAUAUUUGUGUGGCUGUCCUGUGUUACCUCGAAACAAGAUUUUUUACACAGCAAAUGAAGUCCUGAAUAGAUUGUGUCAGGUUCAGUGCAUAUGUUAUAUUAAUAGAAUGCUCAGAUUUGGCAUUUUUAUAAACUGUAAGGGCUUGGGUCUUAGAAAGAGUCUGCUUGAAUAAAAUUUCCACUUAGUAAA
Molecule: messenger RNA, 3531 nt
Organism: Dromaius novaehollandiae (emu)
Lineage: Eukaryota; Metazoa; Chordata; Aves; Casuariiformes; Dromaiidae
Gene: DCT
Product: dopachrome tautomerase
Exons: 8
Coding region: 257-1825 (522 amino acids)
Biological process (GO): ventricular zone neuroblast division; positive regulation of neuroblast proliferation; developmental pigmentation
Cellular component (GO): melanosome
Molecular function (GO): dopachrome isomerase activity; oxidoreductase activity
Source: RefSeq, a predicted model, not a curated record